AUGAGUAUCUCCGAGCUGAUUUCCGAGUUGCGAGACUCAUUCCUUCAGAGAGAUUUCGAUAGAGUUGAAGAAGCCCUAAUUGCUAGGGAAACAAGAUUAAAGGCGGAAAUUGAAGAUAAGAAGAGAGAAAUACGGUUGUUGAAUGAAGAAAUUGAUUUUCAAAGGAUAGAAAAAAUGUCGGCUGAAUUGGAACUCAAGAGGCUGAAGGAACUUAUAGAUGGAGGAGACAUUGCAUGUGCUGUUCCUCAUACGGGAAAUGUUGGGGCCAGUACUGUUGCUCAAAUAGGAAAUGUUGGGGAUAGUAUUGUUGCUUCAGAAACCUUAAUGGUCAGGGAAGCGACAUUGAAAUCAGCAAUUGAAGAGAAGGUGGGGGAAAUAGAACAAAUUUAUAAAUUCAAGAAUUGGGGAAUGCUGAAUUUUGAGGUUGAGGUACAACUAAUCAGAGGUGAAAAGCGUGGAGAGGAGUUCAGGAAGGUUGGGGAGAAUGACAAGGUUUUGAAAGCUGUAGUGGGGAAAGAAAAAUGCAAAUUUGGGGUUCAUGAUUGGAAGGCUUGCCCUGAUGGUGAGCAAGACAAAAAAGACUGUCCAAAUGCUUCUGAAACCCUAAUGGUCAGGGAAGCGACGUUGAAGUCAGCAAUUGAAGAGAAGGUUGGGGAAAUAGAACAAAAUGAUCAAUUCAAGAAUUGGGGAAAGCUCAAUUUUGAGAUUGACGUACAAAUAAUAAGAGAUGAAAAGCGUGGAGAGGAGUUCAGGAAGGUUGGGGAGAAUAGCAAGGUUGAGAAAGGUGUAGUGGGGCAAGAAAAACGCAAAUUUGGGGUUCAUGAUGGGAAUGCUUGCCCUUUUGGUGAACAUGGCAAAAAAGACGGUCCAAAUGCUUCUGGUAAUGUUAUUGACCUAGUAGAAGAGUCUCUGGAUGUCAAGGAAGCAACAACGACAGCAACAAUUGAAGAUAAAAUGAAGGAAAUUAGAUUGCUGCAUGAGAAGUUGGCCAAGAAAGAAAAAUGUGCUACUGCAGAAGUCAAAGAUGAAAAGGUCGAUGUUAUGGCCGAGAAGAAAAGGUUAGGCGGUGAACCAAGCACAAAUGCCGGGCUAGGUGGUUCUUCAGGUAAUUGGUGGACAAAUUCUUCAAGAGUAGUUUCGAAAAACUUUACAACAAAAGUGGCCGAACCUGCAGGAGUUAUCAAAAGAGAUUUUGCUUCGCCUGGUGGGUAUGUUGAAAAUGUCUUGGAUGGCUUAGAAUCUGAUAGUUCCUCAUCUAGCUCUAGUUCAUCGUCUGGGGAGUUUGAUAUUUCCUCUUUCACAUCCCUUAAGAGAACUAAGCUGAGCUAA
This is a messenger RNA of Lathyrus sativus (Indian pea), 1329 nucleotides long. The record is from the annotation of a GenBank genome assembly. Lineage: Eukaryota; Viridiplantae; Streptophyta; Magnoliopsida; Fabales; Fabaceae.